Molecule: messenger RNA, 576 nt
Organism: Arachis ipaensis
Lineage: Eukaryota; Viridiplantae; Streptophyta; Magnoliopsida; Fabales; Fabaceae
Source: RefSeq, a predicted model, not a curated record
AUGAAUUUCGUCUAUGUCCUUAGCGGUUGGGAAGGAUUGGCAUCUGAUUCACGGAUACUUAGGGAUGCUAUUACUCGACGUAAUGGCUUGAAAAUACCUGUUGGGUGUUAUUACUUAGUGGAUGCUAGUUAUACUAAUGGGAGAGGACUUUUAUCUCCUUAUAAAAAUGUCUGCUAUUAUGUGAAUGAGUGUGUUCAAGGUCAUCGGGCACCACAAAAUCAUCUAGAGUUAUUUAAUAAGAAGCACUCUUCGGCUAAAAAUGUGAUUGAGCGAUGUUUUGGGUUGCUUAAGAAAAGAUGGGCAAUUCUACGAAGUCCCUCGUUCUAUCCUAUUAGGAUUCAAAGCCACAUUAUUAUUGCUUGUUGUUUGUUACAAAAUUUUAUUCGUAUGAAUAUGGAUGUUGAUCCUAAAGAAUAUGCAACUCUUUUAUCAGAACAUAUACACGUAGGAGAUGAUACUAUAGUUGAUGAAGCUGAUACAAUUGAUGUUGUGAAAAGUAGCCAUGAGUGGACUCAAUGGCGUGAAGACCUAGCAACCGAGAUGUGGCAAAUAUGGAGAGGAGAACGUGGCGUGUAG